CUGACACUGUAGAAUCUGGGGAAAGAGAAACAAGGCUGAACUGUAAAGCUGAUACAGUGACCAGGAUUAUUCUUCUGGAAUCUGACAGUUUACUGGAUGACUGGAGAGAAGACAGCAUUAAAAAUCAGGUUUGCUUCUUGAAAAGGAGGAAAAAAGACACUCAUUGAUCAACCUUAAACCAUGGCAGCAUAAUCCUGCAUUUUAGAGGGAGGCUGAGUAUUCUGGAUCUUGUGUGCCUUCAAGUCUGUGAAACUGGUGGUUUAUUACCAAAGAGGAAGAAUGUGGCAGAUUGUUUUCCUUACUUUGAGCUGUGAUCUUGUCUUAGCGGCAGCCUACAAUGACUUUCAGAAAAGCAUGGACAGCAUAGGGAAAAAGCAGUAUCAGGUUCAGCAUGGAUCAUGCAGCUAUACUUUUCUCCUACCAGAGAUGGACAACUGUCGCUCCUCUUCUAGCUCCUACGUAUCUAAUGCUGUUCAGAGGGAUGCACCACUAGAUUAUGAUGAUUCAGUGCAGAGACUGCAAGUACUGGAAAACAUCAUGGAAAACAACACUCAGUGGCUGAUGAAGCUUCAGAAUUAUAUCCAGGACAACAUGAAAAAAGAAAUGGUAGAGAUCCAACAGAAUGCAGUACAGAACCAGACUGCUGUGAUGAUAGAAAUAGGAACUAACUUAUUAAAUCAAACAGCAGAACAGACACGGAAAUUAACUGAUGUUGAAGCACAAGUAUUAAAUCAGACAACAAGACUUGAACUUCAGCUUCUGGAACAUUCCCUUUCUACAAACAAAUUGGAAAAACAGAUUUUGGAUCAGACCAAUGAAAUAAACAAAUUGCAAGAUAAAAACAGUUUCCUAGAGAAGAAGGUCCUAGAUAUGGAAGACAAGCAUGUAGUUCAACUACAAUCAAUAAAAGAAGACAAAGAUCAGCUCAAAGUGUUAGUAUCCAAGCAAAAUUCCAUUAUUGAAGAGCUAGAAAAACAAUUGGUGACUGCCACUACGAAUCAGUCAGUUCUUCAAAAGCAGCAACAUGAUCUGAUGGAGACAGUUCAUAAUUUAUUGUCUCUGAUGUCGACAUCAAACUCAUCUAAGAACUCCCUUGUUGCUAAAGAAGAACAAAUCAUUUUCAGAGACUGUGCUGAAGCAUUCAAAUCAGGACGUACAACUAAUGGGAUCUACACAUUAACAUUUCCCAAUUCUACAAAAGAGAUAAAGGCUUACUGUGACAUGGAAACAAGUGGUGGUGGAUGGACAGUUAUUCAGCGACGGGAAGAUGGCAGUGUUAAUUUUCAGAGGACUUGGAAAGAAUAUAAAGUGGGAUUUGGUAACCCUUCAAGAGAGUACUGGCUAGGAAAUGAGUUUGUUUCCCAACUGACUAAUCAGCAAAACUAUAGGCUGAAAAUAUACUUUAAAGACUGGGAAGGGAACGAGGCAUACUCAGCAUAUGAACAUUUCUAUCUCUCAAGUGAAGAUCUCAAUUAUAGGAUCCACCUUAAAGGACUUACAGGGACAGCCGGCAAAAUAAGCAGCAUAAGCCAACCAGGAAAUGAUUUUAGCACAAAGGAUGCAGACAAUGACAAAUGUGUUUGCAAAUGUUCACAAAUGCUAACAGGAGGCUGGUGGUUUGAUGCAUGUGGUCCUUCCAACUUGAAUGGAAUGUACUAUCCACAGAGGCAGAACACAAAUAAAUUCAAUGGUAUUAAGUGGUACUACUGGAAAGGAUCAGGCUACUCUCUCAAGGCAACAACCAUGAUGAUCCGACCAGCCAAUUUCUAA
Molecule: messenger RNA, 1770 nt
Organism: Orycteropus afer afer
Lineage: Eukaryota; Metazoa; Chordata; Mammalia; Tubulidentata; Orycteropodidae
Gene: ANGPT2
Product: angiopoietin 2
Biological process (GO): angiogenesis; Tie signaling pathway
Molecular function (GO): receptor tyrosine kinase binding
Source: RefSeq, a predicted model, not a curated record